Cinclus cinclus is the source of this 869-nucleotide messenger RNA. RefSeq names its product glutathione S-transferase 2. The record is from RefSeq and is a predicted model, not a curated record. The coding region runs from base 15 to 869 and encodes 284 amino acids. Gene Ontology annotation, biological process: glutathione metabolic process. NCBI's taxonomy places the organism in Eukaryota, Metazoa, Chordata, Aves, Passeriformes, Cinclidae. Gene Ontology annotation, molecular function: glutathione transferase activity. The transcript has 8 exons.
GGGUCCCCGCGGUGAUGGGGGAGGGUCAGGGGGCGGAUCCCGAGCGGUGGUGGCAGCGCCAGCGCUGGCAGGACGCCCUGGCACCCCGCCUGUCCCCGGCCCGUCCCCUGCCUGCCCCCGGUGACGCCAGGGGGAGGGGACGGGGCAGGGUCCCGUCUCAGCGCGUCCCGGUCCGUGCUCUCGCGGAGCCUCAGCCGGCUGUCACCAUGGUGGUCACUCUGGGGUACUGGGACAUCCGUGGGCUGGCCCACGCUAUCCGCCUGCUGCUGGAGUACACGGAGACCCCCUACCAGGAGCGCCAGUACCGCCCUGGCCCAGCCCCUGACUAUGACCCGAGCGACUGGACCAACGAGAAGGAGAAACUGGGGCUCGACUUUCCCAACCUCCCGUACCUCAUCGAUGGCCCCACCAAGCUGACGCAGAGCAACGCGAUCCUGCGCUACAUCGCCCGCAAGCACAACAUGUGUGGUGAGACGGAGGAGGAGAAGCAGCGCGUGGAUGUGCUGGAAAACCAGCUCAUGGAUUUGAGGAUGAACUUCGCCCGACUCUGCUACAGCCCUGACUUUGAGAAGCUGAAGCCGGCGUACCUGGAGCAGCUGCCCAAGAAGCUGCAGGAGCUGUCGCGGUUCCUGGGCUCCCGGCCCUGGUUUGCAGGGCAGAAGCUCACCUUCGUGGACUUCCUGGCGUACGAUGUGCUGGACCAGCAGCGCAUGUUCGUGCCUGAGUGUCCGGAGCUGAAGGGAAACCUGGCCCAGUUCCUGCAGCGCUUCGAGGCCCUGGACAAGGUCUCUGCCUAUAUGCGCUCAGGGCGCUUCAUGAAAACCCCGAUUUUCUGGCGCACAGCGAAGUGGUGCAACACCAAGGAGUGA